AUGGGUGUUGCAAACGACAAGUCUCUGGCUUGGGGUGUUGCCAAAAAACUUUCAGAACAAGGCGCAGAGCUUGCUUUUACUUAUCAGGGCGAUGCCCUCAAAAAACGUGUCACCCCUUUGGCAGAAAGUAUCGGAUCUGAUAUUUUGUUGCCUUGUGACGUAACCCGAGACGAAGAAAUUGACAACACCUUUAAUACUCUUAAAAAACGCUGGGGAUCUUUAGAUUUUGUCGUUCAUGCCAUUGGUUUUUCUGAUAAAGAAGAACUGAGAGGACAAUACAUGAUGACCAGCCGAGAAAACUUCUCUCGGACCUUGGAUAUUUCUUGCUAUUCUUUCACAGCGGUUGCUCGCCGCGCCAGUGAGAUGAUGAAUCCAGGGGGAAGCUUAAUCACACUGACCUAUUAUGGCGCAGAACGCGUAAUGCCACACUAUAAUGUCAUGGGAGUCGCCAAAGCAGCUCUCGAAGCCAGU
Stylophora pistillata is the source of this 471-nucleotide messenger RNA. RefSeq names its product enoyl-[acyl-carrier-protein] reductase [NADH] 1-like. The record is from RefSeq and is a predicted model, not a curated record. Lineage: Eukaryota; Metazoa; Cnidaria; Anthozoa; Scleractinia; Pocilloporidae.